Messenger RNA from Anopheles funestus (African malaria mosquito), 3256 nucleotides. Its product is annotated as presequence protease, mitochondrial. Gene Ontology annotation, biological process: protein processing. Gene Ontology annotation, molecular function: metal ion binding. The record is from RefSeq and is a predicted model, not a curated record. Gene Ontology annotation, cellular component: mitochondrial matrix. The transcript has 2 exons. Bases 113 to 3151 code for a protein of 1012 amino acids. Lineage: Eukaryota; Metazoa; Arthropoda; Insecta; Diptera; Culicidae.
AAAGCUGCCAACUGCUGCCGCAAUUGCAUCUGUCAAACUCGCAACAAUUCAGUCUUGUUAUGAAAUUGCUCCGAGCACAGCUGUAGUUUGUGUGCAAGAAAAAUCACCCACGAUGUUGAGACAGAUAUCAUCGAUGAGGCGUUCGUUUUCCAGCCGCCGAUGGCUUUCGUCGACACCGGCCCCGAAAGUAAACCCGGCCAUCCUAGCUAACAUAAAAGCGUCAGAUCGAUAUAAACCAGGCGGUCGGUAUCAUGGUUUUAUCUGCACCCAGGCACAGUAUAUAGCCGAUUUCAACAUGACGGCGUACAUGUUCCAGCACGAGAAAACUGGUCUCCAGUAUCUGCACAUUGAUCGGCAAGAUACGAACAACGUGUUUUCGAUCAAUUUCCGCACAACCCCAUUCGAUUCGACUGGACUGCCGCACAUCUUGGAACAUAAUGUGCUGUGUGGCUCACAAAAGUUUCCGGUCCGUGAUCCAUUCUUCAAGAUGUUGAACCGUAGCUUGGCCACGUUCAUGAAUGCUAUGACCGGGCCCGAUUACACACUGUACCCGUUUAGCUCGACGAACGAGAUUGACUAUCGUAAUUUGCAAACGAUCUACAUGGAUGCGGCAUUCCGGCCAAACCUGAAGUAUCUGGAUUUUCUGCAGGAAGGAUGGAGGCUGGAACAUGCCGAGCUAACCAAUCCACAAUCGGAAUAUCUCUUUAAGGGAGUCGUCUACAACGAGAUGAAAGGUGCCUUCUCGGAAAAUGCGGCCGUAUUUGGACAGAAGUUCUUCAACAAAAUCCUACCGGACCACACGUACGGAUAUGUGUCGGGCGGUGAUCCGCUCGAUAUUCCGCAACUGAACCACCAAGAUCUGGUUAACUUCCAUCAGAAGUACUACCAUCCAAGUAACGCGCGCAUUUUCAGCUACGGUUGCUUUAAUCUGGACAAAACGAUGGCUUUCGUGGAUGAGCAAUACUUGCGUGAUUACGAUCGAAUCGACACGCGGUAUAGUGUGAUACCUCCCCAGAAACGGUGGACCAUUGCAAAGAAAGAUCACGUACGCUGUCGCUACGAUAACAUGGGCGCUCCGCUAGAGAAACAGAAUCAAAUCGCCAUCGGUUACCUGAUGACGGAUAUAACCGACGUGUACGAGACGUUCCUCAUGCACAUUCUCACUGAACUGUUGGUAAAAGGUCCGAAUUCGUUCUUCUACAAAAACCUAAUUGAGCCAAACAUUUCCGGCGGAUACAAUCAAUUAACCGGCUUCGAUUCGCACAUUCGCGACACAAUGUUUGUGGUAGGGUUGCAGGAUCUAGCGGUCGACGACUUCGAGCGUGUUACCAAAAUUUUCGACCGCACGGUUGAAGAAGUCAUCGAAAAAGGGUUCGAUCCGGCACACAUUGAAAGUGUGCUGCACAGCAUCGAGCUGACCAUGAAGCAUCAGACAAGCAAAUUUGGACUCGGGUUGUUAUUUAACCUCACUCCGCUCUGGAACCACGACGGUGAUUUGGUGCGUGCAAUGAACGUUAGUGAAUCGGUGCGGAUGCUGCGUGAAAAUAUAGCCAACAACCCGAAGUACUUGCAGAACAAGGUGGAAUAUUAUUUCCGUAAUAAUAAGCAUCGGCUCACGAUGACCAUGUCGCCAGACGAAAACUACGAGAAGCAGUUUAUGGAUGCGGAACGGAAGAACUUGCAGCAAAAAAUCAGUCAACUCAACGAAACGGACAAGGAGCGUAUCUAUCGGGAAGGUAUCGAAUUGUCGGAAUCACAAAAAGCGCACCCAAAUACGGACAUUCUACCUUGCUUGAAGUUGCAAGAAAUCGAGAAAAAGAUCCCGGAAACAAACGUGGAGCAACAGCUUGUUACGAAUGUUCCGACACAGUUGUGCCGUGUGGACACCAAUGGUGUUGUUUACUUCCGCGGUAUACUGGACGUGAAUGGGUUAACUACGGAACGAAAGCUGUUGCUUCCCCUGUUCAAUACGAUCGUUACGCAGUUCGGCACAAAGGGCAUCGAUUACAGAGCGUUCGAUCAGCUGGUCAGUUCGAAAACGGCCGGCAUCGGUUUCUCGACACAUCUGGUAGAAAACGUGCACAACAUGCAGCAGUACGAGUUUGGUCUGUACUUCGGUACGUACGCACUGGAUAAGAACGUCCAGGACAUGUUCGACAUCUUCCAGCGCAUUUUCAACGAACUCGAACUGAAUGACGUCAAACGUUUCGAGAUGUUGCUAGAGAACUAUCUUUCUGAAAUGUCGGUCGGUAUCGCACAAUCGGGACACAUGUACGCGAUGCAGAACGCAAACGGUUUGGUUACCGAAUCCGGCCGGCUGAGAGAACGGUUGAUGGGCAUUGAGCAUUUGGCGUUCAUGAAGGAUCUGACUCAACGACACACUGCCGAGCAAAUUUUGGACAAAUGUCGCUCGAUUACAAAGCUCUUUGAAGAAUCGGGAAUGCGUUGUGCACUUAACUUUACUCCCACUUCGGAACAACAAACGGUCCAAAACUACCGCAAAUUCAUCGAUGGCAUUGCUCUUCGCAGCACGGCCAAGGUGUGGAACGUUUCAGAACCGCUAGGAACAUCCACAUCCUGCCGUCAUACGAUCAUGAACAUUCCGGUUAACUAUUGUGCAAAGUCGAUCGUAGCCGUCCCCUACACGCACCGUCAUUAUGCACCACUGAAGGUUCUUGCCAAAUAUCUGUCCGCAAAGUAUUUGUUACCGGUUGUACGUGAACAAAAUGGAGCUUAUGGUGCGGGUGCCAAAAUCACUUCGGACGGUUUGUUCAAUUUCUUCAGCUACCGAGAUCCCAAUUCACGCACCACGCUGGACGUGUUCGAUGAAGCAUAUGCGUGGAACGUACGAACCGUACCAAAAAUGGAUGAGCAAACACUGUUCGAGGCAAAGCUGGGUGUGCUUCAACAGCUCGACGUUCCGAUCGCACCACUCGAGCGUGGUAUGGAUCUGUUCCGGCAAGGUAUUUCCGACGAGCUGUUUGGGAAGCAUCGUGCUGCCGUGCUCGAAGUAGGCAAGGAGCUUCUGCUGGAGGUGAAUGAGCAUUAUCUGAAGCCGGGAGCCGUUAAGGUAGUCGGAAAAUCGGUACUAGGUCCAGAAAAUAAAAACCUUCCCAAAGAUGCUGAAACGUGGACAACAGUUGCUCUGUAAUGUGCGCCUGAAAGGUAUCGCAAAUAGUUAAUAAAACCGAUUAUUGUCUGUUGAGUGAAUAAAAACAUUUCUCAUCAGUUGCCCGAACACACAAUUAAAAAUCAU